This is a messenger RNA of Ceutorhynchus assimilis (cabbage seed weevil), 982 nucleotides long. Lineage: Eukaryota; Metazoa; Arthropoda; Insecta; Coleoptera; Curculionidae. The record is from the annotation of a GenBank genome assembly.
AUGUAUAUUUUAAAUUCCUCCUUUUCGCGAAAAAGUGGGGAGCAUAAUCAUCAGUUGGAAGAAGCAUUAUUAAUUCGUCAAAAGAUUAGCAAUUCCCUGAAGAGACAAGCUGAAGAACUAUGCAGUGACAGACCAAUGAAGUUGAUACGAAGAGAACUGAAGGCCGAAAGUUUUUCAAUUGAUGUUAUUUCCAUGAAAGAUAUCCAAUAUAUCCGCAACAAUCUUUAUCGUGCUAGAUUGCAACAAAGGCAGAAAUUACUGAAGUCUCCAGAAGAACUACAAAGUGCUCUAGUACAAAUGGACAUAAAUACAAUUAACAAACGUAGAAGAAAGUACAUGGACGAGGAUGAUUCAACUAGUGAUUACCUUGAACUCAUAGAAAUGCCAAUAGAUGAUCGCCGAGCUUCUAGGCACCUUCAAUGCCAGUCAGACGAGAACAUGUCGGAUUCGGAUUCCGUAAUUGACAUCAUCAAACACGAAAUUGACAUCCCAGAAUAUGUUCCAGACAGCGGUUCCUUGCAAGAAGCCGAAACAAUAAUGAUUAAACACGAUGAUGAUGAUGAUGAUGAUAGUAGUCAGUCUACACAAAAUAUUGAAGAAAUAAAAAUUAAAGAAGAACCCAUCAGUGAGCAAAAUAAUUUUGACGAUCGGCAUCCUGUAGAUGUUUUUUGCAAAAGGGUGGCUUUAUCAUUGAAAAGUUUAAGAAUGGAUUUGUGCAACGAGGGUAAAAUUCGAAUUAUGCAAUUGAUCUCUGAGCUGGAGCAACGCAAUUCUUUGUCCAGUGAAGGCCCCAUAGUAUUUACCGCUGGAAGUUUGAACAAUCACGCUGAACCGAUUAGUACUGUAACAAAUUUAGUUCCGAAAAAAGAACUUCACUGAUAUAAAAUUCGUUUUUUUUUUUAAUAUUAAGUAAAGUUUCUUUUGUACGAAAUUGAUUGUUUAUUUUUAGUCUAGGAAAAUAGUCGAAAAAUACAUGUAUUGC